This is a messenger RNA of Nilaparvata lugens (brown planthopper), 5322 nucleotides long. RefSeq lists its product as uncharacterized. The record is from RefSeq and is a predicted model, not a curated record. The transcript has 19 exons. NCBI's taxonomy places the organism in Eukaryota, Metazoa, Arthropoda, Insecta, Hemiptera, Delphacidae. The coding region runs from base 382 to 4386 and encodes 1334 amino acids.
CAACCCGCCAUCUUGUCUAAUUGUCUUGAAGAAGUCAGUCAAAAAAUAACGAAAACGCUGGAAACUGGCAAAUUAUGACAGAAAAUGUCUGACAGAAGUGUUUUUGAGACUUAAUAAGUCUUUUUAAUACUGUUUUACAAAAUUUAUUACAAUUUUUUGUUAAAUCCAGUCAAAUCUCAAGUCUAAAGUAUAAAGAGCUUCAUUCCUUUCAAUCCUAGCUCCUAGGAAAAGUUUAUUAUUGUGGCAUAUUUACUGUAUGACUGUAUCCCUCCACUUUACAGGCUCAGGCUUCAUGAUUAAGUACACAAUAAUUGAGAACGCGCUGAUCAAUCUUUUCAAUGAGUGUGCUAGUUAUUAUUGAAUGAUAUUUCAUUUACAAUUAUGGAACAACAGAAUAGAAGAGCUAUUUUUUAUACUACUGACAAAUUGACAUGCCUCGAGUUCUACAAAAAAAUAGAUAGCGGUCAUAAAGAAAAUAUUUUGUCUGUAAGAGAAGCAUUCAAUUCGAAAAAAGAAAAAGACUUUAUUAUAGUGGGUAAAGUGGUAAUGCUGCCACCAAAAAUUGGUAAUGAAAAACGUGAAGAUAUUAUAAAAAAAGUUGUUCCGGGCACAUUCUUAGUAAUUAGAGAAGUCGUAGUUGCGUCGGAUGGAACUUCAAACUAUGGCUAUUUGUACAAAGUAAAAUUUCUUGGUUCGAUUGCUGAACAAAUUCUGGAAUCUGAUGUAGUAGUUGGAGAUCGAAUUGCCUUGAAAAAUAUAACUGGUAUUGAAAAAAACACAGAAUACUGCCAAGAUGCAAGACUAAGUCCCCUUACUCCAUUUGCUUUGGAUAUUUCUAAAACAACUGUUAUCAUUGGAAAGAAGGUUGCCGUUGAGCAGAGAUGUGAUACUCCAGACCGUCAAGAUGAAAACUUGUUACAAGAUGAUGCUAGAGCCGAAGUCGAAGAGCAUGAUUCUCCAACACCCCAACCUUCCGGCUUGUCUUCAAACAAGAAGAGAACAUUUAUCGAUUCUCCUCCUUCCUCUCCUGCAUCACCCGUCCAUUCCACCAAGACACCUCAGAAAACCAAGAAAUUGAAAACAAAAUCUCCUACAAAACCUCUUCUACAUCUUGCUUUGGAAGAAGAUGAAAAUUCUCCAACUGAUGCCACUUCGAAUCCAGCAAAAGUUUAUCAAAAAAACAAGUUUAUUAAUCUUAAAGACAUUAAUGAAACUAUGAUCAAUAAGAAAGUUAAUAUUUUUGGAAUAAUCAUUGAUGUUCUGCAAACACAGGAGAAUGGAAACAAGAAGAAGUGGAUGCGAUUGAAGAUCAUUGAUCAAAGUAUACCUCUACAUAAAGCUUUCGAAAUAUUUGUGUUCUAUGACGAUGAGAAGCCAAAAAUAUGCAAACGUUGGAUUGCCCGUUUGAAGAAUGUAAAGAUCGAAUCAUUCAAAGGAGAGACGAAUGGAAGGAUAUUUUCGCCUAGCUGUCUCAUCUGUUUUCCGAUUGAAAAAGGAAUGCCCAAAUUUAUCACUACUCGAAAAAAACAAUAUGAUAUUCCUGAUGAAGAUCGACAAGCUGUUAAGAGUCUGAAGUCAUUUUUGGCUAACCAUAAAAGUUGGAAUAUCCUGACUCUUCCAAACUCUUACUAUGCAAAUAAACCAAAUGCAUCAUAUUCGCCGCACUUGAAACUGGAAGAUAUAACAGAAAAUAUUUCGUUUUUCUCAUUAAAGUGCAAGGUUGUGAGUUUCAGGAUUUUUCUUGAAGUGGAAAUGGCAUUCUUGACAGUUGAGGAUAGUACAGUGUGCCAUCCUCGCACAUAUAAAUUUCCAAGAAAUGCAACAUCAUGGCCUGCCGUUAUUCAAAAUGAUGAAGUGUAUUGCCCAGAAUCUUCAACAAUUGACAUUUUGUUGACUCAUUCCUGUGAUUCCAAUGUUGUGAAUUUAUUGAUGCAGGCAGGUGUCCACGUUGACAUUAUUGAAAUAGAAACUAGGAAAAUGAUUUCAGAGAAUAAGCAUGGACUAAUGUUCAUAGCUAAUAUGCAAAAAUCCAACAUAUCCCAGAUCGCACAAGUGGACCCAACUCCACUUUCAGAAAGCCAAGAUGAAGUUGAAGAAGAUGACGGAGAAGAAGACGAAGAAGAAGAAACGCAGACCUGCAGUGAUGCUGUCGGACUAUCGGAAUACAAUGGAUUAAUGGCAGAGUGCAGGGUCGAGCCCGUGACGCCGACGACAGACAAACUACUUGCGCCUGUUUCCCAAAAGAAGAAGAAGAAAAGACGAAAACUAGUCCCAAUAAGCGGGAGCGCCAAAAUAUCUCAAAAAGAUAUCCCAACAGAAAAUGCCAAUGUUCUUGAAAAUGAUGGAAAUUCGCCAGUGCAGGAUGUUGCUGGUCAUGAACUUGUCAAAACUAGUAAUCAAAACUCAGACAUGAGAGAAACAGAAAAUUCGAAAUCAAGAUAUGUAAGCAGACCGAAAUCUACACCGCAAAAGGUGAGCUUCAAUGAAUCUUCAUCAUCCAAAAAGACUAAAAUCAAACCAUUGGGGUCAAAGAAACUGCCUGUCUUACUAAUUCAUAAGUUAACUGAUGAUGAAAUCAUUGAACUAUCUCCCAAAGCAUAUCGUCCUAAAACUAACGAAAUGGUGAGCUCUGAUGAAUCGUCAUCAUCCAAAAAGUCAAUGAAACUGCCUGUCCUACUUGUUCAUAAGUUAACGGAUGAUGAACUCAUUCAACUUUCUCCCAAAGCAUGCACUCCUAAAACUAACAAAAUGGACGGUCAUCAACCUCAGGAUCACGAACGAAUUUCAACCCUAAUUGCAAUCAAGAAAACUAUUGAUGCGGUAUCAAUACCUGUUGAAAGAAGUGGCCGAACUUCUAAACCUGGUGCUUCCUCUAGUGUUGUGUCAAAAACAGGAAGCGUGGAUCUGUUUGAUGAUGCUUCUGCAAGCACAAGCAAACCUAAAGAAACACGCCAAUCUGAAAAAGAAGAUUUGCCAUCAAGUAAAGACAUUAAUACUGGCAAACCGUUAUCGCCUUGCAUCGCUAAAGCCACCAGUAUCGAUGAAAUGAACCACACAGUUCAUGAAAUUAUGUCAGUAGAAGAGUGUUCGUUAAUUGAGAAUAACGAAUCAUCAGAAAAUGUUCUUAACACGGAAAAAAGCGUGUCUCCAAAGAAAAACAAGAAAAUAUUAAGUGAUAGAGAUACAGUUGCUAAUUGUGUCAAACCAAUAACUCGUAGUGCUGCAAGAAAUAUGUUUCACGCAGAAUCCCCCAGAACUAGGUCAUCUAUGAAAAAUUAUACUAAUAGAAAUGGAAUUUUGAACAAGUAUGCAAAUCAACCUUCCCCAUCAUCUAGCUCCUCUUCUCCUAAAAAAAAGAAGUUACCUGAUAGAACUCAACAAAAUAGUAACACGAAUAAGACAAGUGAAUGUGAUAAAGCACCAACAUCUUCAUCUUCAUAUGAAAAUCUUUCAGAUCAAAAUCAUUAUUCUGCGAAUGUAGAGUUAGAUACGGAUAGAACACUCCUAGAAAAUGAUGAAAAGGACCAAAAUACUCUUCAUCCUGAGAAGUCGCCUGGUUGUGUAAAAAAUGUGUGCCGUGAACGCAGUGAAAACUCGCCAGACUCAACAACAAGGCAACGAACUGACAAUGAGGUGGAUGUCAAAAGCAGGGGCUCGUCAUCGCUGACUCAGUUCUCUCCUACCGAGCAAUGGUUACGAGAAAGGAAUUCGGAAAUAAUUUUAGAACCUGAAGAAGCGGUUGCUGACCCUCUGGAUGGAAGUCAGAAUCCACUAAACUUAAAACAAACACAGAACUCUGGAGAAUACAUGAACACGGGACUUGAUGUCGAUGCUUUACAUCAAGGAGUUGAUGUUAUAUCGGACAACGCCGUAAUCAUCAACUCGGAACCAUCCAUUUUUGGUAAACCAUUGGAUAUUAUUAGUGGUUUAUGUGAGAAGCGUUGUGAUACAUUCUAUAGAUACUCUGUAGUGAGUUUCAACUCCAAUUCCAAACCAAUUUGUCCAAAGUGCUACAAUCAAGGUAAAAUUGUUGAAUUGGACUUACGAUUCUUAUUCAAGCUGAAUUUGAUCCUGCAUAGGAAUCCAAAUAUUUGUUAUGCGGCCGUGGUUCAUUUCAAUCAAGCAACCAGAUUCUUAGGAUGUAGUGUAGAAGAGUACAUGAAUGAUGAAGGUGUGCGCUCUCGAGUGGUGCAUAAGCUGUCAUCACACUUCCUGUUGAAAGAGAAGCCGGAUUGUGGCCUCUUCUGUAGCCCAUCAUUACCUGUUACCCUGAGGAUUAGUAAGCAUAGUGAGAAGGCAUUGGUGAUCUUGGUUGAUACAAUCCUUCCUGAGCCAGUCGCAGUCACCUUCACUCAACCAUUCUCACCUAAUAAUAGUAGUCUAUGAUAUUAUCCUCUCUAUUAAUUGUAUUGUCGUCUGUUACCAUGCAUUAAUACUCAAAUGCCUCGAAAACGACAUAGUAAUUCAAACAGAUAAUUUUUUCACAGAUCAACCCAAGCUUUUUUUUUACUUCCGCAAACAUUGAUAUUAACUAAUUUGUCAUACAUGAGACAAUGGGAAAUGAGAAACUUGUUUUAUUUAUUCAUUCAUUCAUUCAUAUUUUUCAUAGUUCAUAAACAUUCUAUCAAAUUUGGGAUUUUUAAUUUUCAUUUUCAGUUUGUACUUGAAUUUAUUUAGUUCUGAUCAGUGUACAAUAGCUUCAUAAUAUUGUUACUUAGACCUUACCAAACCUGCUCCAAACUUGUAAAUAUUUGAACAUUGUAAAUUUUUAUACAAAUUAUUUUUGUAAAUAAAAGUAUCAUCAUGUUUGACUCGAAGGAUCCUUUUGUUUAUUCAAAUCCUCUUAUUCUCAUAAUUGAAUGAGUGAUUUUGAAUCUAAACAAAAAUAAUGUUCUGACCGAGUUUAUUUUUAAGUGGAUAGAUAUGACUCGAUUUCAGAUGGAAUAGUACAGCGGAACGUCUAACAUUAUAAUAAGGUGGUUAGGGAUGUGGGAUUCAGAGAAUCCUAUUGGUGAGUGAGUUUUAUAUUAUUGGAAAGAACAUACUGCAACUUCCUUUGCCAACUUAGGCCAUAUGCAAUAUCUCGGUUUAAACAGAGGUAGAUUAACUGUUGGUUUGAAACCGUAAUAAAACACAUAUAGCCGUUUGGACAGUGCCUGUUUAAACUAAAUUUAAUUUUACACUAGUAAAUCAAUAUCAAGUCUCAUUCGUUAUAAUGUAGUUCAUUUUGUGUAAGCCACUGGCUGAUUGAAUUAGUUUUAGCUAUGACUGUUCAAACGGCCAUUAGUGGAAUAAUUUUUCAAUUAAUUUAGUAAUAAAACU